Messenger RNA from Dipodomys ordii (Ord's kangaroo rat), 3261 nucleotides. It is a transcript of the gene Sfmbt1, whose product is annotated as Scm-like with four mbt domains 1. Gene Ontology annotation, cellular component: nucleus. The record is from RefSeq and is a predicted model, not a curated record. Bases 123 to 2723 code for a protein of 866 amino acids. The transcript is spliced from 20 exons. Gene Ontology annotation, molecular function: transcription corepressor activity; histone binding. Lineage: Eukaryota; Metazoa; Chordata; Mammalia; Rodentia; Heteromyidae. Gene Ontology annotation, biological process: regulation of DNA-templated transcription.
UUGAUUUGGACCUUGAUUGCGCACUGGGCAAACGCUUGAAAAUUGCAAGUUACCUGAGGACCAUAGCAGAACCACAAAGGCUUUCCUUUGUAUGGGGAGGAAGUAUCCCAUGUGCUGUGGAGAUGAGUGGAGAGCAGCAGCCUGAUGCAGAUACUGGAUCUGGUAUGGAAGAAGUGGAAUUAAGCUGGGAAGAUUAUCUAGAAGAGACAGGGUCCACAGCAGUUCCCUAUGGGUCUUUUAAACAUGUGGACACACGUUUACAAAAUGGAUUUGCUCCUGGGAUGAAACUGGAGGUGGCUGUGAAAAGAGAUCCUGAAACCUACUGGGUUGCCACCAUCAUCACCGCCUGUGAACAGUUGCUUCUCCUUCGUUAUGAUGGCUAUGGGGAAGACCGGAGAGCAGACUUCUGGUGUGACAUCAGGAAGGCUGGUCUCUACCCCAUUGGGUGGUGUGAGCAGAAUAAAAAGACCCUUGAAGCCCCAGAAGGCAUCAGAGACAAAGUAUCUGAUUGGGAUGCCUUUCUGCAGCAGACCUUGCUGGGAGCAUGCAGUCCUCCAGUUCCACUGCUAGAGGGCCUCCGUAAUGGAAGAAAUCCUUUAGAUCUCAUUGCUCCAGGAUCCAGGCUAGAAUGCCAAGCUUUUCAGGAUUCUUUAAGCACUUGGAUUGUUACUGUAGUAGAAAACAUCGGGGGACGGCUGAAGCUGCGUUAUGAAGGACUUGAGAGUCCUGACAAUUUGGAGCAAUGGUUGUAUUACUUGGAUCCUUUUCUUCAUCACAUUGGUUGGGCUGCUCAACAGGGAUAUGAGCUUCAGCCCCCAUCAGCCAUCAGACAUCUGAAAAAUGAAGCUGAGUGGCAAGAGAUUUUGACCAAAGUGAAAGAGGAGGAGAAAGAACCAUUACCAUCUUACUUAUUUAAGGACAAAAAAGUUAUUGGUAUUCAUACAUUCUCUGUAAAUAUGAAAUUGGAAGCUGUGGACCCCUGGUCUCCUUUUGGGAUCUCUCCUGCUACAGUUAUUAAGGUUUUUGAUGAGAAGUACUUUCUGGUGGAAAUGGAUGAUUUACGGCCAGAGCAUCAUGAACGGCGAUCAUUUGUGUGCCACGCCAAUAGUCCUGGCAUCUUCCCUGUGCAGUGGAGUCUGAAGAAUGGUCUACACAUCAUUCCACCUCCAGGAUAUCCUAGCCAGGACUUCGACUGGGCCGACUACCUCAAACAGUGUGGUGCUGAAGCUGCUCCACAGAGGUGCUUCCCUCUGUCAAUUUCUGAGCAUGACUUUAAGGAGAAUAUGAAGCUUGAAGCAGUCAAUCCUCUUCUUCCUGAAGAAGUGUGCAUUGCCACCAUUACUGCAGUAAGAGGCUCCUAUCUAUGGCUCCAGUUGGAGGGUUCUAAAAAGCCUAUACCUGAAUGUAUUGUGAGUGUGGAAUCCAUGGAUAUAUUUCCUCUGGGCUGGUGUGAAACCAAUGGCCAUCCUCUAAGUACUCCUCGACGGGCACGAGUUCAUAAACAAAGGAAAAUUGCAGUGGUUCAACCAGAAAAACAAGUCCUGUCCUCAAGGACUGUCCAUGAGGGCCUGAAGAGUCAGGAACUGAACUCCACAGACUCAGUUAUGAUCAAUGGAAAAUAUUGCUGUCCAAAGAUAUACUUCAAUCAUCGUUGCUUCUCAGGGCCAUAUCUUAACAAAGGAAGAAUUGCUGAGCUGCCUCAAUGUGUAGGACCUGGAAACUGUGUUCUGGUUCUUAGAGAGGUCCUCACGUUACUUAUCAAUGCAGCCUAUAAGCCCAGUCGUGUUCUCCGGGAGCUUCAGCUGGAUAAAGAUUCUGUAUGGCAUGGAUGUGGGGAAGUCUUAAAAGCCAAAUAUAAAGGGAAGAGUUAUCGAGCUACUGUUGAGAUAGUAAAAACAGCAGACCGGGUGACUGAAUUCUGCCGGCAAACCUGUAUCAAACUGGAAUGCUGUCCUAACCUCUUUGGUCCACGUAUGGUUCUGGAUACAUGUUCUGAGAACUGCUCUGUACUUACAAAGACCAAAUACACACACUAUUAUGGAAGGAAGAAAAAUAAAAGAAUUGGGAGGCCACCUGGUGGGCAUAGUAACUUAGCUUGUGCCCUGAAAAAAGCCAGUAAGAGGAGAAAGAGGCGGAAAAAUGUUUUUGUUCAUAAGAAGAAACGCUCCUCUGCAUCUGUUGAUAAUACCCCAGUGGGUUCACCCCAGGGAAGUGGGGGUGAAGAUGAGGAUGAUGCCGAUGAGGGGGAUGAAGAUUCUUUAAGUGAGGGAAGUACAUCUGAGCAGCAGGAUGAACUACAGGAAGAGUCAGAAAUGUCAGAAAAAAAGUCAUGUUCCUCUUCUCCCACCCAAAGUGAGAUGUCCUCUUCACUGCCCUCAGACAGACAAAUAAGAAAAAGAGAGCUUCCCACGUUUUCAUUUUCAGAUGAUGAAAAUAGACCUCCUUCACCAAAGGAAAUAAGGAUUGAAGUUGCUGAAAAACUUCACCUGGACAGUAACCCCUUGAAGUGGAGUGUGGCAGAUGUUGUGCGGUUCAUCAGAUCCACUGACUGUGCUCCAUUAGCAAGAAUAUUCCUAGACCAGGAAAUCGAUGGGCAGGCCUUGUUGCUCCUCACUCUUCCUACUGUCCAAGAAUGCAUGGACUUAAAAUUGGGUCCUGCCAUCAAGCUUUGCCAUCACAUAGAGAGGAUCAAGUUUGCAUUUUAUGAACAGUUUGCCAACUGAGAGGAACAACCAAAACAAGUUGGAUAUUUGAAGCACAAAUGCAGCCAACCUUCACCCUGCUCUAGAAGUGAAACUGAAAUACUCCUGAGGCUCUGAGCCCUGCAGCUGUCCGCUUGCUCUCUUUGCACUUUCAGGGAAGGAAGACCCACACUGAGAAAGCAAAAAUGGCACAAAAGUGACUCUCCUGCCAGUGAAAAUGUGGACAAUGCAUGUUCAGCAGGUUGCAGCUUUAAAAAAAAAACAAAAACAAAAAAAAACAAACCAAGGUUGUAAGAAAACUCAUAAUAAGAAUAACUAUUUCCAGUGGCGUGGCCUGAAAACAAAAGAUGAUGUUGGCACUGGACAACACCAUUUUGGUUGUUUUCAUUCUGUUCCUCCCAACUAUAGAUUGAACUUUGUUCUCUACUUUCUCUUUCUUGAAAAGAGAGGACAUAGCUUUAAGUCAGCACUGAUUUGGGACUGUGCCUAAGGCACCUCAGUGCUUCACCAUCAUUGUGUUUUUAAGCUUUUUAAAAUUAAAACGGUUAAUUUUGGGGAU